This is a messenger RNA of Phyllostomus hastatus (greater spear-nosed bat), 5629 nucleotides long. It is a transcript of the gene DUSP19, whose product is annotated as dual specificity phosphatase 19. NCBI's taxonomy places the organism in Eukaryota, Metazoa, Chordata, Mammalia, Chiroptera, Phyllostomidae. Gene Ontology annotation, cellular component: cytoplasm. The transcript has 4 exons. The coding region runs from base 148 to 813 and encodes 221 amino acids. The record is from RefSeq and is a predicted model, not a curated record. Gene Ontology annotation, biological process: regulation of MAP kinase activity; protein dephosphorylation. Gene Ontology annotation, molecular function: JUN kinase phosphatase activity.
UUCGGGUGUUGGUGUUUGCUAUUGUUACCGGAGGGAGGUGCGCCGCUGAGUCUCCAUUUGUUACCAGAGCGUCAAGGGACGGGCAGUUCACCCCUUUUCUGUGCUGGCUGGAAUUGCUUGUGUUUGUUCCUAGUCACUGCUCAUGUAAUGCACUCCCUUAACCAGGAAAUUAAAGCAUUCUCCCGGAAUAAUCUCAGGAAGCAAUGCACCAGGGUGACAACGCUUACUGGAAAGAAAAUAAUAGAAACAUGGAAAGAUGCCAGAAUUCAUGUUUUGGAAGAAGUAGAGCCGAGCGGUGGGGGUGCUUGUGGUUAUGUGCAGGAUCUUAGCUUGGACCUGCAAGUUGGCAUUAUUAAGCCAUGGUUGCUCCUGGGCUCACAAGAUGCUGCUCAUGAUCUGGAUACACUGAAAAAGCACAAGGUGACUCACAUUCUCAAUGUUGCAUAUGGAGUUGAAAAUGCCUUCCUCAGUGACUUUAUAUAUAAAAACAUUUCUAUCCUGGAUCUGCCUGAAGCCAAUAUCCUGUCUUAUUUUCCAGAAUGUUUUGAAUUUAUUGAACAAGCAAAAAUGAAGGAUGGAGUGGUUCUUGUUCAUUGUAAUGCAGGGGUUUCCAGGGCAGCUGCAAUCGUAAUAGGCUUCUUGAUGAAUUCUGAAGAAAUCUCAUUUAACAGCGCUUUUUCUUUGGUGAAAAUUGCAAGGCCUUCCAUAUGUCCAAAUGCUGGUUUCAUGGAGCAGCUUCGUACAUAUCAAGAGGGCAAAGAAAGCAAUGAGUGUGACAAAAUACAGGAAUUAGAAGGGGACAACAGUUCAUGAGUUACACUAGUGGAUGAUGGACAAAUAAUGUCUGAGUUGGCCUCUAUAACCAACUUUCUCUUUUUUUUAUAGAGUAUAGUAAUAAAAACUUCCUUUUUCUUGUUUUUUUUCCAAGUGAAAAUGGAGUCAGUUGAUUGUCCUGAGAUAGUCUAUAAAUAAUUUUUAAAAUUACAUUAUUUUCUUUGAUAUUAUAAUGUGUGAUUAAAUGCUUCUUUGAUUUGCUAAGGGAGAAAAACAGUGUAUUCCCAAAAGUGAUUAUGUAGAAGAAAAAAUGUUUAAAUUUAAAAUCUGUGUUAGAACACGGAAAGCUUAAAUCAGUUGAUUAAGACGUUUGGUACUUUUCUAUUCCAGCAACUGUAUCCGUGAAGGAAAAAACUUGAAAUGCUACUUGACUUACCAUUUCAGAGGGAGAUAAAUUUCUUUGUAAAUAAUUUAAGAUUAAAAACCAAUACUUUAAACUUUCCAAAAGAGGUAACCAAAAUGUGAAGGUUCAUACAAUAUUUAUGUAGUGGUUACAAUAUUCACAAAGUUUUUAUCUCCUUUUAUGAAAAUGUACUCACUUUUCAUUUUGAUUUUUAAAUUUAAUUAUACUCCCUGGAUUUAUAUUUUAAGUUCUUGUGUAGAUUUUUCUCCCUGACAUUAUUAUGAGCUUAUGGUGCUUUAAUUAGGUGAAGCUAGUCUCUAACACUGUCUGCUUUUUAUCCUGGGCUCCUAGCAUUGUGUUUUUGGGUCCCAUGGCAUAAUUUUAUGAUCUUCUUGGAUCUGUGGAAAAAUCUUUUAUACUGAAUGAUUGUUUUUUAGAUAUGACUUGUUAAAUGAUCUGUUUUUAAGUUCAAUAUUCUAUUAGAGAACAUAUUUUUAAGGAAAGAAGGGUUAUGGUUUUGUAAGGAAUUUUAAAUACAUUGUUGGAAAGCCUAAAAUUAUUUACAAUUUAUCUCUGGCCAGAGGCCUUGAAUAGUUUCUUUUUAAAAUAUUAAGUCUCCAGGGGAAUGGUCUGGGCAGAGGGGGGGAAAGGGGAAAAAAUUGGGACAACUGUAACAGCAUAAACAAUAAUAAAAGAAUAAAAUAAAUAAAAAUAAAAAUGAAAUAUUAAGUCUCCAUAUAGGCAAGGCUGAACUCUAUAAAUUUGCUUAAAGGUAUUUUUUGACUUAUUCAAAAUAAAGUGCACUUAAAAUUAAUAUAAUAAUUAUGAUAGGAUUUAUUUAAUAGCUUUCAAGUAACCUUUUAUGACUUAGAAAGUAUUGUUGCCAUUGGGAUAUUAUUAAGAAAGUCAGCUCUUCUUAAAUACAUAAUCUAGUGUAUUCCCAUAUGUAAGAAAGUGCACACUGAGUGCAUCUGUGUAUUUGAGGAAGCAGGCUUUCUUAUGCUGUCAGGGACAAAAAAUGUAGAAGUGAUUAGUGUAAAUUAUGUCUUGAGAUCACUUAUAGCUUGACAAGAUGCCAUCACAUGCAAAACUAUGAACUUUGUUUCUGUUGGGCAGUAUAAAUGUAAUCAACCUACAGUGACUUUUCUGAAGCCAACAAAGACAGAUAGAAUCAUCUUAAAUAUGAGGUUGAUGUAUAAUGUCUCCAUAGUCAGUAUUGCCGAGCAUUUUCAGGGUGAACCUUUUCCAUUAAUGUAAAAACAUUUAUUUAAAUACAUUUUCUUUUGCUAGGUGCUGUUAUCAGCCAUUAAAUUUGAAGCCUUGAAUAGAACUUGUUCAUAAUGGAUAGUAUGUUACUUAUGUCUGUAUUUUGUAUGCUCAGGUAUUGCCUGUAGUUUUCUGGUUAUGGUGCAAGCUCGUAUACUCUGUAUCACCUACAGAAAUACUUUGAGCAUCUAUUUUAUUUUAUCUGAAAUGAUAGUAGUGUGCUAUAUCUAAAAUAGAUCAACAAAUGUAAUUCAGUCAUUUAAAUUAGGGAUACUAUAUAAGGCAAUGAUGGGUCAUAUAUAUGAAUAUAUAGUAUAUUUAUUGCGUUUCCUAUGGAUGUAAGUCACUCUGUCCUACCUGGUUAUUUAUAAAAAGGAAUUUUAUCAUUAUGAUUCUUUAUCUCACAUAUUAUAAAUAAAAAUAUAUACCAAAUAUAGGUCUGUUUUGAGAAAGAAGGAAAAUAUUUCAAGGAGUUUUUACCUCUAUGUUAAAGUAGAUAUUUCUACAAUUUUUCAAAAGAAGGAGGAAAUGAAAAUAUCUUUUGUUUUUAAACAUUAAAAAGAAAUAAAAUAUAAAGCCUUCCUAGCAACCUGAGAAAGAUGAUCAGGAAAAAGACUGGAAAAUAUGAUACAAUUCUAUUUAUUUGAGGUUCAUAUUUUAAAAACAUUUUGAUAACUUUAUGCUUUAAUAUAGGCAUGUGAUGAUGACAUAUACUUUGUAUUGAAAACCAAGAAAUAUUUAAAUUUUUGAAAACUGAAGAAAUCUUUUUCUUAGAUUCUUUUGGAUAAAAUUUAGACCCUUAUAUUAACUCAAAGAUUUCAGGGAAAAUGGAGUGUAGUAUUUAAAAUCAUCAUUGCAAUUUUACUUGUGCAUAACUUCUUCCCUAUUGAACCUUGACUGAAAUGUAUGAAUAUACCACAUUCAUGUAGUAUGAAUAUGUAUUGUGUAACCUAGGGUACAUAUUUCCAUUCUGAUUGAUAAUUUCACUGGUGAUGGGGAAACCUUCUGAAUUUGUCACCUGAUUAUUAGUAGUAUAAAUGGUUCAACUGUAUAUAGCAAAUCCCCCUCAAAGGUAAUUUCUCCAAAGAUUCUUGAAAGUAACAGGUAAAAAUCAGAGUAUUGUUGUAAAAUCUUAGUGAGUUAACUCAGUGAAUUGAUACCUUUAUAAGCAAAGCCACAUACAUUUUAAAAUAACAGAAAUGUAGUACAAUGAAUUAUUUAGUUUUGUCAGGUAACUGUAAAUAGUUGAUUUUUCUGCCCAAAGGAUCCUGAACAUAUUUAGUCACUGUGUAGUUAUUUAAGAAUUUAAACCAGAAGGCUUUAAAGUUUUAUAUUCUUGUAAUAUAUGCAGUGGCAUUUAUAGUUAACAAAUUUAUGGUUGUUUCCACCGAUAUACUUUAACAAACUUUUCAAUUAUAAGUGAAGCUUGACAUGUUUUGUAUCCAUAUUUAUAAUGUAUCCUUUAUUGUUUCUAGGUAUUGAUAUACUUUAAUAAAAUAAUAAAUUUACUAUUUCCCCUGUUAAUAUCUUCAUUUCUUUCAGGUUAUUUGUUUAAAAAGAUUUAACAUAUUUGCUGUCAAAUUCUGGGUUCCAAAAUAUUUUGACAGGACAAAAAUUAUAUAUCUUGCAAUAUAAAUGACUUUAAGGUCUGUACAGAUUUGUUUGCUCCGUACAAGUUAAGAAAUGAAAAGCUAGUAUAUUAUAAUUGGCAUUACUGCAGAUAAAUAGGCAUUGAAAAGUCAAUAGAACCAGCUAGAAUUUUAAGUCAAUAGAAGAUGUUGAGUUACUCUCAGAUUAAACUACCGAAUAUUCUAACCAUGACUGCACUGAGAUUAUUGGAACGUCAUUCAGCACCCACUUCCCACUUACACACAUUGUUACUUCUCUGACCUAGGCAGUUGGGCUGUUUCCUCCCUCCCUCUCCUUGUUUUAUCCCAACUGCUGUCUUGGCUAUGCAUUCCCUGAAAGUGCAUAAUGAAGGCUCCACUUCUUUACCUGCUGUUCCCUGUACCCGGGACACUUUCCCACAGAAAUAUUAGAACUUUGAUAAAAUGUUACCUUCUUAAUAAAACCUUCCCUGACCACCUUAUUUAUAAUUGUUCCCAUCUGGAACACUUUUAUUCACCUUUCUUGUUUUAUAUAUGGCAUGGCCCUAAUUAUCACCCAAAUUCAGUAUAUUUUACUUAUUUUGUUGUUUUCCUCAUCAAAACUGGAGCUCCCAUGAGAGCAGAGAUUUUUACUGUGUGGUUUUUCUAUACCAGGUAUAUUCCAUACCAGACCUUCAAAAACUGCUUAUUAGAAGAAAGGGAGAGAGGAUCGAAGGGAAAAAAUGAUGCAUAUCUUUGCAAGUUAUAUAAGUUUUGAUGUUACUUUUUCACUUCCAAAGAGUGAUAAGAACCAUUUAAUUGAUUAAAAGAUAACAGCUGUAUCAGCAAAACUGAUGUUUCCUUUGAUGUCUGGCUCCCUUUCUGCCAGUUGUUUAAUGAAAUGAUUAGGGAAAAAACUCACAACUUUUCAAGUGUAACAUUUAUUUAAUUUACAAAGAGAUAGCUUUGGGCAUUAGUUACAAAGGUCAGAUAAUGCAAAUAACAACUAAUAGAUGUACAUUUUUUGGACACCAUCCAUACGGAUCCUUCUACUGUUCUGCCUCAGUCCAUUUAGGUUGUUAUAAGAGGAUAACAAAGACUGGGUGACUUACAAACAACAGAAAUUUAUUUUUCAGAGCUCUGAAGGCUGGGAAGUCCAAGAUCAAGGCACCAACAGAUUUGGUGUCUGGUGAGAGCCUGCCUCCUGGUUCAUAGUUGCCAGUCCUGUUGCUGUGGUUUUACAUGGCUGAAGCAGUGGUUUCAGGUGGGGGGAAUGCUCUGGGGUCUCUUAUAAGGGCAAUUAUCUCAUUCAUGAGGGUUUUACCCUCGUGACUUAACCCCAAAUUCCCAACUCCAACUACCAUUACAUUGGAGGUUAGGAUUUCAACAUCAUUUUGGGGGGGCACCAAUAUUCAGUUUGUAACAAUCUCCCACCCUGAGAGAUUCGGAUUUUCCAUUUCCCUUGCUGCUAAGUGAAAAUGUAUGUAGUGUAUUCAUAAGUUAUAUCAAUGUCGAAUCACUAUGUUGUACAACUGAAGCUAAUACAACAUUGUAUGUCAACUGUAACUGAAAACAAAUAUUAAAGAAAAAUGUGGUGUAA